GGAGAGUGUGGACAAGAUUGCGUCUUCACUAGUUCAAGGUUUUGUGCUCUCCACCAUUUCACGAAGAGCCACUUGAGAGCAAUAUACCUGUGGAUUUCAUCAUGGUUAAGAUUAAACCAUCAGUGAACUUUCUGAUUUUGAUUUGUUUUAUUUUGAACGAAUCCCACUCUGUCCCAGACGAGUGCCAGCAGGAGACAGAGAGGCUCCGCAUUCAGCUGAAGCACUUAGAGACUCGUUUUCAGAAGCAGCAACAGCAGAUCCAGCGCUUACGCAUCCUGAACGAUAAAACAUCUGCAGAUGCGGAUGAGGUUAUUGAGCUGCCUGGGCAAACCGAAAACACUGACUGUGCACAGAUAUUUAACAAUGGCAGUAAAGCAAGUGGAUUUUACAUGAUCAAACCCAUGAGGAGCCCAUCCCAGAUAAAGGUGUACUGUGACAUGUCAGAAGGCGGUGGCUGGACAGUCCUCCAAAGACGCACAGAUGGCAAAGAGUCUUUUGAGAGGGGAUGGGAUGACUACAAGCAGGGCUUCGGAGACAUGGAGUCAGCAAAUGGGGAGUUCUGGUUAGGGAAUGACAAUCUGUAUUAUCUGACUUCACAAGCUGAUUAUGACCUAAGGAUCAACCUGGAGGAUUUUGAUGGGGCCUACCGCUAUGCAGUCUAUGAGAAAUUUAAAGUUUCAAGCGAGCAGGAAAAAUAUCAGUUGAACUUUGGGGAGUACAAAGGAAAUGCUGGGAACUCUCUAGCAGGAAGCUCCCAUCCUGAGGUCCAGUGGUGGGCCAGCCAUCAGGGCAUGAAGUUCAGCACCUUUGACAAUGACAACGAUCGUUAUGAUCGCAACUGCGCCAAAGAGGACAAAUCUGGUUGGUGGUUUAACAGAUGUCACUCUGCCAACCUGAAUGGAGUGUACUAUCAAGGUCCAUACAGUUCUGUGACUGAUAAUGGGAUAGUCUGGUACACAUGGCAUGGAUGGUGGUAUUCCUUGAAGUCUGUGGUCAUGAAGAUCAGACCAUCAUACUUUGAGCCGAAUGAAGUGUAGUGACAGUUUACACAAUAUCAUCAAGGGAGAUCCCAGAAUGUAUCCUGUAAUAGAAACAGCAUCUAUCAUAACUGAUUAGCCAUAUAGUUAAUGUAAAUAACAUAACCAAUCCCAAUCCCUACUAUGUACUUAAUAAAGUUAUCAAGAUUUAAUGUAUCUUGGUUUUGCUAUCCAGUAGGUAAAUAAAGGUGUUUUAUCAACAAUAUAUCAGACAAUGAUAGAAUCUGUUUAACAUCACAUCUUGGUAGCCUACUCCUAACAAACAGAUGGAAGUGAAAGCUGGCUAGGAUAAUCAAGCAGGUGGGCAAGAUCAUCAGCAUCCCACAAAAACAGCAGACAUUUCUGUACAUUGAGGCAGUGGAAAGGAAAUCAAAUUCCAUCCUCCAGGAUCCCUCCUACCCCCUCCACCAAUGUGUUUUGAACUUCUACCAUCAGGCAGAAGAUACAGUGCCUCUCAUUGCCUUCAAUCAAAGAAAAAAUUCUAACAUGGCAACAUGUUGGACAAUAAAGCUUUUUGAAUCUUGAA
Molecule: messenger RNA, 1563 nt
Organism: Alosa alosa (allis shad)
Lineage: Eukaryota; Metazoa; Chordata; Actinopteri; Clupeiformes; Clupeidae
Gene: fgl1
Product: fibrinogen-like 1
Exons: 7
Coding region: 102-1037 (311 amino acids)
Biological process (GO): negative regulation of T cell activation; regulation of immune response
Source: RefSeq, a predicted model, not a curated record